AUCAUUUCAUUUUAAAAGAUCUUCUUCAUCUCAGAGGCAGAGCCACCGAGACCGAGUGAGUGAGUGAGUGAGUGAGAGAAAUAAAAAGCGCCAAUACUUCGAGCUCUCUCUAGAGCUACGCAAUUUUCUUUGAUUCUAAGAUCUAAUCCUAUAUUCUCUACAAUUCGGAGAGCUUCAAAUCGAGUUCCAAGAACUAAGGAGUGUAUCAACGAAUAUGAGUAAUACCUUAGGCCAUAAUAUACUCCAGCAGAGUUUGCUUCGUCCCCCACUUCUGGAACCUCAAAGAAAACUCAAUUCUUCUGGCAUUCCUGCAAACACUUUGUUCCAAGCUGUGUGUGGGAACCAAUCAGCAGCGCAUUCAAGGAAAUCACCACUAUCCAGGAAAUUUUUCGGGAACAAUCUGAGUGUGCAGAAGUCGAAGUUAGCAUCAGGAACACGGUGUCCUGUCACAGUUGUUCCCCGUGCUGUAUUAGCCAUGGAUCCAGCUUCUGAGCUUGCAGGAAAAUUCAACCUUGAAGGAAAUAUAGAAUUGCAGGUUGGUGUUAGCACUCCUGCUCCAGGGGCUGCCACACAAGUAGAUAUUCAAGUUUCAUAUAGUAGUGACUCUUUGCUUCUUCACUGGGGUCUUAUACAUGAUAGAAAGGAAAAAUGGGUACUUCCUUCUCAUCACCCAGAUGGAACAAAGUUAUAUAAGAACAGAGCCCUUAGAACUCCUUUUGUGAAAUCUGGCUCAAAUUCCUUCCUUAAAAUAGAAAUUAAUGAUCCUGGAAUACAAGCCAUAGAGUUUCUUAUAUUUGAUGAAGCCCAUAAUAAAUGGUUUAAAAAUGAUGGUCAGAACUUUCAUGUCGAAAUACAUAAGGGAGAGAAAUUAAAUCCAGAUGUUUCGGUUCCUGAAGAUCUUGUUCAAAUUCAAGCUUUUUUGAGGUGGGAAAGAAAGGGUAAACAAAUGUAUACUCCAGAGCAAGAGAAGGUGGAAUAUGAAGCAGCUCGAGCUGAGUUAUUGGAGGAAGUAGCCAGGGGUGCUUCCAUACAAGAUCUCCGAGCAAGGUUGAUGAAAAUGAAUGAUAGUAGUGUAGUGAGGGAGCCACCUAUUUCUGAAACAAAGAAAAUACCUGAUGAUCUUGUACAAAUACAAGCUUUUAUACGAUGGGAGAAAGCAGGGAAACCUAACUAUUCCCAAGACCAACAACUUAGAGAAUUUGAGGAAGCAAGAAAAGAGUUGCAAUUUGAGCUAGAAAAAGGUGCCUCUCUUGAUGAGAUACGAAAGAAAAUCGCCAAAGGAGAGAUACAAACUAAGGUUGCAAAGCAAUUGCAUCACAAAAAGUAUUUUACUCCUGGGAAGAUUCAGCGCAAGAAAAGGGAUUUCACGCAGCUUAUCACUAAAUAUGUGGCUGAGUCUGUAAAGGAACCUGACUCUAACCAACCAAAAGCCUUGACAGUAGUGGAAAAUUUUGCUAAGACAAAGGAAGAACAGGAUGGCGGUCGUGUUCUGAACAAGAAAAUCUACAAGCUUGCUGAUAAGGAACUUCUGGUACUUGUAACCAAGACUGAGGGCAAGACAAAGGUGCAUCUGGCUACAGAUUUCAAAGAACCUGUUACCCUUCACUGGGCCUUAUCUAAGCAAAGUGCUGGAGAGUGGUUGGUACCACCUCCAACAGCAUUACCCCCUGGUUCAGUUUCUCUAAGCAAGGCCAUUGAAACACAACUUACUAAUAGUUCUUCUGCCAAUCCCCUUCAUGAGGUCCAAUCCAUAGAAAUUGAGAUUGAAGAUGAAAAUUACAAAGGGAUGCCGUUUGUCCUUGUCUCUGGUGGAAAUUGGAUAAAGAACAAGGGCUCAGACUUCUAUAUUGAAUUCAGUGUUGGACCCAAGCCAGUCCAAAAGGAUUAUGGUGAUGGCAAAGGCACUGCCAAGUCUUUGCUGGAUAAAAUAGCAGAGAUGGAAAGUGAGGCCCAGAAGUCCUUUAUGCACCGAUUUAAUAUUGCAGCAGACUUAACAGAUCAAGCCAAAAAUGCUGGUGAAUUGGGUCUUGCAGGAAUUUUGGUGUGGAUGAGGUUUAUGGCUACAAGGCAACUCAUAUGGAAUAAAAAUUACAAUGUGAAGCCACGUGAGAUCAGUAGAGCACAGGAUAGACUUACAGACUUACUCCAGAAUAUUUAUUCAAGUCAUCCACAGUAUCGCGAGGUUCUGCGGAUGAUUAUGUCUACUGUUGGACGUGGAGGUGAAGGUGAUGUGGGACAGCGAAUUCGGGAUGAAAUCCUGGUCCUCCAGAGACACAAUGAUUGCAAGGGUGGAAUGAUGGAAGAAUGGCAUCAAAAGUUACAUAAUAACACUAGCCCUGAUGAUGUUGUAAUCUGUCAGGCACUAAUUGAUCAUAUUGAAAGUGACUUUGAUAUGGGUGUUUACUGGAAAAGUUUGAAUGACAAUGGAAUAACAAAAGAACGCCUUCUAAGCUAUGAUCGUGGCAUUCAUUCUGAACCAUCAUUCAGGAGAGAUCAGAGGGAUGGACUUCUGCGUGAUUUGAGAAACUACAUGAGAACUUUGAAGGCAGUUCAUUCGGGUGCAGAUCUUGAGUCUGCUAUUACAAAUUGUAUGGGUUACAAAUCUGAGGGUCAAGGCUUCAUGGUUGGAGUGCACAUAAAUCCUAUAUCUGGCUUGCCAUCUGGAUUUCCAGACCUGCUUCAGUUUGUCCUUGAGCAUGUUGAAGAUAAGAAUGUUGAAGCCCUUCUUGAGGGUUUGCUAGAGGCUCGUCAGGAGCUCCGGCCACUGCUCUUUAAGUCUAAGGAUCGUCUGAAGGACCUUUUGUUUUUGGACAUAGCCCUUGAUUCUACUGUUAGGACAGCUAUUGAAAGGGGAUAUGAGGAGUUAAAUAAUGCUCCACCAGAGAAAAUUAUUCACUUCAUUGCUCUAGUUCUCGAAAAUCUUGCACUUUCAUGGGACAAUAAUGAGGAUCUCAUCUACUGCUUGAAGGGAUGGAAUCAUGCCCUAAACAUGUCCAAGAGUAGGGAUGAUCACUGGGCAUUAUAUGCAAAAUCAGUCCUUGACAGAACCCGUCUCGCACUAGCAAACAAGGCAGAGUGGUACCUGCAAGUUUUGCAACCGUCAGCAGAGUACCUUGGGUCACGGCUUGGAGUGGACCAAUGGGCUGUGAACAUAUUUACUGAAGAAAUUAUCCGUGCUGGAUCUGCUGCCUCUUUAUCCACACUUCUUAAUCGACUUGAUCCUGUUCUUCGAAAGACUGCUAACCUCGGAAGCUGGCAAGUUAUCAGCCCAGUUGAAGUUGUUGGAUAUGUUGAUGUUGUGGAUGAGUUGCUUGCUGUUCAGAAUAAAUCUUAUGGGCAGCCUACAAUUUUAGUGGCAAAAAGUGUAAGAGGAGAGGAAGAAAUUCCAGAUGGUGUGGUGGCUGUGCUGACUCCUGAUAUGCCUGAUGUCCUGUCUCAUGUAUCUGUGCGAGCAAGAAAUGGCAAGAUAUGCUUUGCCACAUGCUUUGAUCCUAGUAUAUUGUCUGACCUCCAAGCUAAGAAAGGGAAGUUAUUGAGCCUAAAACCUACAUCUGCCGAUGUAAUUUAUAGUGAGCUAAAGGAAGGUGAGCUAGCAGAUGCAAGUUCAACUAACUUGAAAGAUGGUUCUUCACCAUCUUUAACUUUGGUUAGAAAGAAAUUUAAUGGUAGAUACGCAAUAUCAUCUGAGGAGUUCACGAGUGACAUGGUUGGAGCCAAAUCACGUAAUAUCUCUUAUUUAAAAGGGAAAGUGCCAUCGUGGGUUGGAAUUCCUACAUCAGUUGCCCUACCAUUUGGAGUAUUUGAGAAGGUUCUUUCAGAUAAUUCAAAUCAGGCAGUUGCUGAGAAGUUAAAGAUUCUCAAGAAGAAGUUGGGACAAGGAGAGUUCAGUGCACUCCGAGAGAUUCGCGAGACAGUUUUACAGCUGGCAGCACCACCCCAAUUGGUUCAGGAGCUGAAAACUAAGAUGCAAGGUUCAGGAAUGCCUUGGCCUGGUGAUGAAGGUGAACAGCGAUGGAGGCAGGCAUGGAUGGCUAUAAAGAAGGUCUGGGCUUCAAAGUGGAAUGAAAGAGCAUAUUUCAGCACAAGAAAAGUAAAAUUAGAUCACGAUUAUCUCUGCAUGGCUGUCCUUGUUCAGGAGAUUAUAAAUGCUGAUUAUGCAUUUGUAAUUCACACAACUAAUCCAUCUUCAGGAGACUCAUCAGAGAUAUAUGCAGAGGUUGUAAAGGGACUUGGAGAAACACUAGUAGGAGCAUAUCCUGGUCGUGCUUUAAGUUUUAUCAGCAAGAAAAAUGAUCUGAACUCUCCCCUGGUGUUGGGCUACCCCAGCAAACCCAUUGGCCUCUUUAUAAGACGGUCUAUUAUUUUCCGAUCUGAUUCCAAUGGUGAAGAUCUAGAAGGUUAUGCUGGUGCCGGCCUUUAUGACAGUGUGCCGAUGGAUGAGGAAGACAAAGUUGUGCUUGACUACUCAUCUGACCCACUCAUCAUUGAUGGAAACUUUCGCCACUCGGUCCUUUCUGGCAUUGCUCGUGCAGGUAGUGCAAUUGAGGAGCUGUACGGGUAUCCACAAGACAUUGAAGGUGUUAUUAGAGAUGGGAAAGUAUACGUUGUUCAAACAAGACCUCAAAUGUGAUUCUGAUUUUUUUUUUUUUACCCUUCCUUUGGGUUAAAAAAUAUAUCCUCAUGGUGAACUUGUAUAAAUAAGAAUAAUAGUUCAAAGCACAACCUAAGAAAAGGAAAAGGGAACUAAGAAAAGAUGAAAGAUGAUAGAAGUGGUUGACACAAAUAAAGGAUGACAUUUUAAACUAUCACGUUGUAAGUUUAUAAAGAAGUCAAUAUGUAAUAUCCGGGUUGACCUAUUUAGUAGAAACUAGAAAGUAGGAAGACCCAUAUGUAUUAUUCAUUGUUAAACUUAUUGGAUUUAAUAUAAUUACAUCCAUUUGGACUU
Messenger RNA from Quercus lobata, 4945 nucleotides. RefSeq names its product Pyruvate phosphate dikinase, PEP/pyruvate binding domain-containing protein (gene SEX1). The coding region runs from base 215 to 4630 and encodes 1471 amino acids. The transcript is spliced from 34 exons. Gene Ontology annotation, molecular function: kinase activity; ATP binding. Gene Ontology annotation, biological process: phosphorylation. Lineage: Eukaryota; Viridiplantae; Streptophyta; Magnoliopsida; Fagales; Fagaceae. The record is from RefSeq and is a predicted model, not a curated record.